Molecule: messenger RNA, 1762 nt
Organism: Bradysia coprophila
Lineage: Eukaryota; Metazoa; Arthropoda; Insecta; Diptera; Sciaridae
Gene: Nagk
Product: N-acetylglucosamine kinase
Molecular function (GO): N-acetylglucosamine kinase activity
Source: RefSeq, a predicted model, not a curated record
UAUUUUUAAGUUCAUUUCAGUUUCAGCUGUUAACAUUCACAGAACGGAAUUGUAUUGGAAACAAUAUAAUAAAAACAGCAUAAUAUUUUCGAAACUGACAUGUGUAUUCAACUCACUUAAAUUCUUUAAUUAAAACACUUUAAAAUUAGAGGCAAAAUAUUUGGUUUGGUUUUUUGUCAUUUCGUCAUUUUGCAAUUUAUCUAUCGAAGGUAUAUACCGAUACCUGUUGCGAUAAAUAUUUAUGAAUUUUAUCGAAUACAUUCAGACAUUUGCUUUGCGCCAGAGUAUAUACACGUUUAUAAAUGUUAUAUUCGUUUUUGGAUGAGAGUGAAAUGUGUAUAAGGAACGUAUAUUUAUUGUGCACUAAAAGAGGUUGAUUUAAUUCAUUUGAUAACAAUUCAUAAACUGGAGGUUACUGAACGUCUCUAAUCAGUGAAAUAUGACAGAUAUGUACUACGGCGGAAUUGAAGGAGGUGCAACACAUUCCAAGCUGAUAAUAUGCAACCAAAACGGAGACAUUAUUGCAACUGGAUCCGGUCCGUCCACAAAUCACUGGAUGGUUGGCAUUCCAGAAUGUGCAAAGAGAAUAGCUAAAAUGGUCGAAGCCGGUAAAAGUGAAGGAAAAAUUCCACAAAAUGUCAAAUUGAAGACGUUGGGAUUAAGUUUAAGCGGCUGUGAACAGGAAGCGUCAAAUAAGGCCAUAGAAAAGGAACUUUUGGACAAUUAUCCUGAAGUGUCCGAAAAGUAUGUAGUAUGCAGUGACACAAUGGGAAGUGUUGUUACAGCUUCGCCAAAGGGUGGAUUGGUACUGAUCGCUGGUACCGGAUCAAAUGCAUUGCUUUCGAAUCCGGACGGAAAAAUCUACAGUUGUGGUGGAUGGGGAAACUUCCUGGCUGACGAAGCUAGUGCAUGGUGGAUUUCACACAAAGCCGUCAAAACCGUUUUUGAUCAUGUGGAUGGUCUGAACGUAUCCCCCUAUCCAAUUGACACCGUAUGGGAACUGAUAAAAUUGCAUUUUUCGGUCAGUACGCGAGCCGACCUGUUGGAGUAUUGCUAUGCAAAAUUCCAAAAAUCAAUGUUCGCCGGACUUUGCCUACGAUUAUCUUAUUCAGCUAAUGAUGGCGAUCAGCUGUCCCAGCAUCUCUUCCGCGAGGCCGGAAUCCAGUUGGCAAAGGCAACGUUAGCAUUAAUACCAAAAGUGUGUCCCACUUUAGUGAAGGCAGGUGACUUGAAUAUCGUUUGUGUGGGAUCAGUGUGGAAGAGCUGGAAUUUAUUGAAAGAAGGCUUUCUGGCCGAAAUCGGAAAAGGUGACUUCAAUUUUGGACUAACACUUUUAAGACUCAAUCAAUCGAUGGCACUCGGUGCUGUGUAUCUUGGUGUCGAUGCCAAUAACUAUAACAUGCCAAGGGACUAUGCAAAAAAUUAUGAAGUAUUCCAUUGUUACCACAAUAAGACAGUAAACAAUAACAACAGCAAUCAUGAUUAGAAAGUGGAAUGCGUCGGUUAUUUUAAGAUCACAUCAACAAAUAAUUAAAAUUAAUUAAUUAAUUAACCCAUGUGCCACAAUGAUGCACAGGAGGUCAAAGACAAUACAAACUUAUAAAUUAGAUAGCAGAGUUUUUGAAAUGAAUUUCAUAUUUUUAUAGCACCCAACUAUACGAAGUAAGAUUUAUGACGAAAAAAGAAAUGUAAAAAAUGUCUACUUAAAAUUAAAGAAUGCUCAAUGUACAACCGAAAAAGAAUAAACGAAUCAGCAAACAAA